AUGCACGCAACCAGCGCCCGGCCCGACCCCUCCUUUUCGCUGCUGCUGUCGCUGCCCCGAGAGCUGCGCGACCGCAUCUAUGCCUAUGCCCUCGUAUCCAAGGCGCCCUUCUGGUGGCCCGGCACCUCGCCCCAGUCGCCCCCCACCGACCGCCGCAAUGCCGGCGUCGCCCUGCUGCGCACCAGCAAGCGCGUCUACAACGAGGCCGUCGACAUCCUCUACGCCCACAACAAGUUCCUCUUCACCCACCCGAGCGACUGCAACAUCUUCCGCGUCGUCGCCGCCCCCGCCUCGCUCAACAUCACCAGCCUCUACUUCCGCAUCAAGGAAAAGGACCUCAAGCUGUGGACCGCCUAUCUCGGCAGCAAGCAUGACGACAGGAGCCUCAAGAGCGAUUUCCCCAAGCUGAAGAACCUCUGGGUCUUUCUCAAGUGCGGAGCAAUGGGCCUGCCAGUCGCCUUUGCCGCACUGCAGCCUGGGCCUGCUGCUGCUGCUGCUGCUCCCCCUCCCAUCGGACAUCACCUGCACGCCCUUCACCACCAAAUCCAAAUGGCCCAGGGCGCCAACAAUGCUGGCGCCCAAGCCGCAGCCGCAGGAGGCGCCCAUGCUCAUCCGGGAGGGAACCAGCUUCCACCUCCCCCUCCGCCAGCGCCAGCAAUGCCUUUCUUGCAGUUUGCUCAAGGGGCUUUGGGACUAGGCGCCCAUCACGGACAGCACCACCACCACCACCCGCAAGUGACUCCCCACUUCUUGACACCCCAACACCCCCACGCCCACAUGCACCCACAAACCAAUCCCCCUCACCCGCCACUCUUUCAUGCCGUACAUCACUUUGGGUCAGCCCCUGAUCCACAAGCCUUGUCGGCGCUGCCCCCCACACACUCACACGAGACACACGCGGUAUACGCUGCUUUUCUGCGCUUUGAGCGAGAGCUGGGCGUUGAGUCGCUUUGCUUGAACCUGAGCGAUGUCCUUCGGCCCUCGCCGUCUUCGGCUCUAGACCUUGAAUCGUCAGCCAGCAGCAGCGGUUCAACAGGAGCAGAGCGCUUUGCCGGCCCCUUUCUCACCAAGCCCCAGACCGAGGCCAGGAUUAUAUGUAUCCUGCGCAUUCCACGACCAGAUUUGGAGCGCCUGGUUGCGCUCUACCCGGACGAGUUGAGCGUUGACGCUAGGACUCAGGACGCCAGGACGCGGUUCAGGAAACUGCAUGGUCUGGACGUGAGUUUGGAGUUGAAUGGAUACCCUGCUUUAGACCAUGACCACGAAGAGAGGGACUAG
This is a messenger RNA of Exserohilum turcica Et28A, 1278 nucleotides long. RefSeq lists its product as uncharacterized. Bases 1 to 1278 code for a protein of 425 amino acids. The transcript has a single exon. The record is from RefSeq and is a predicted model, not a curated record. Lineage: Eukaryota; Fungi; Ascomycota; Dothideomycetes; Pleosporales; Pleosporaceae.